Molecule: messenger RNA, 1891 nt
Organism: Aedes aegypti (yellow fever mosquito)
Lineage: Eukaryota; Metazoa; Arthropoda; Insecta; Diptera; Culicidae
Gene: Ref1
Product: THO complex subunit 4-A
Exons: 4
Coding region: 227-1012 (261 amino acids)
Biological process (GO): mRNA export from nucleus
Cellular component (GO): nucleus
Molecular function (GO): mRNA binding
Source: RefSeq, a predicted model, not a curated record
UCAUCAUAGCAUAAAAUUUUCAGCCGUCGUUCGGUCAGCAUCAAGUUCCCGGUCGGUCGUAAAAAACUUGACAAAAUUUUAACUUUUUGCAGUGGAAUUAGUCACUGAUUCAUAUUUUGUUACUCGGAAGUCUGUUUCGGUUAAAGAGUGGUUAAAAGUUGUUCAAUCUCGGUUCGGUAAAAUAUUUCCUAGCAAGGCGGUGUAGUAAAAAAGCGGCGCAGCCAAAAUGGUGGACAAAAUCGAAAUGAGCCUGGAUGAUAUCAUCAAGUCGCAAAAAUCUCAACGCGGCGGAGGUCGAGGUGGCCUGAAUAAAUCCGGUGGACCUCCCCGCGGAAAUGUAAACCGUAGCCGAAAUGGUGGCGGAGGAGGAUUCCGACAGAACCGCGGUGGCCCAAUGGGAGGUGGCGUUCUUAAAGGCCGGAACCGGGGCGGAAUUCAGCGAACGACGAAAUUCUCACGGGGUGACGUAAACAGCGCUUGGAAGCAUGACAUGUACGAGGGAGCCCGUAAAAACCGGCUGCUGGCCGCUGCGGGACUCGGCGGCGGUGUUGGCGGUGGACUUGGCAGCAGCAAGCUGAUGGUGUCGAACCUGGACUUUGGCGUGUCCGAAUCGGACAUCAACGAGCUUUUCGCCGACUUCGGACCGCUGAAGAGCGCCUCGGUACACUAUGACCGAUCGGGGAGAUCACUCGGCACAGCAGAUGUUGUAUUCGAACGACGAGCGGACGCCAUCAAGGCUAUGAAACAGUACAACGGCGUUCCUCUGGACGGGCGGCCCAUGAGCAUACAGCUGGCCACAUCGGAAAUUCCUGCCCCACGAGCGCCUCGCGUUCUGCCACGGUCUCCCAGACGACAAGGCGGCGGUGGUAGCAGUGGAGCCCCCAGAGGUGGAAACCAGGCCCGCCGCGGAGGAGGAGGUGGUGGUGGUGGCCCACGCCGCCAGCAACGCGAAACCAAAACAGCGGAAGAGCUGGACGCAGAAUUGGACGCUUACACUAAGGACAUGAAGUAAAACUAGAUGUCGCUAAUCAGUCAGUAGUGGCGGAUAUCAUUAAAGUAUGAUAGGACAGGAGAUUGCAGUGUGACCUCUUAAGAAAAUAAAACAAAAAAAAUAGUGGUUACUCAAUUCUACUAUAAGGACCUCAAGGUGCGUUUCGCCAAGAAAAAAAAAAAUGACGGCAAUGUCCAGCUGGUAGCUGCGUGAACGGUCAGUGUAAAUAAAUCAUUAAAAUGAUAACAGAACGAGGAGAAGUACAUUAAAUUAACAAGAUAAAUUAGUAUGCAGACACGAUCAUCGUUGAGCUUGCAGUCCCAGGACCGGUGGUAGACUCACGAUGAUCUCCAUAUGUAAGCGAUGCAGUUCAUUGGUUAAUCUAUUGAACGAUUGUUUGAUCUUAAACAAGUAGAAAAGUUCAUUCUUAUUACAACAUACUUUGUAAUUUGAACAAUUAGUAAAGUGUGUUCUCAAUGCUGAGAACUAACGGAAAUGCAAUGUUCCAAAAAGUGAGUAACGGUGUUACUUGUCAAAACACUAUUAGUAAUCUAAUUUAUUAUUAUUUCUCAUGUAACUCUGUGACAAACUCAACUGAUUCCAAUUACAGACGGAAUCAGUAUCACUAACAGCAGGUACUCACCAAUUGCAAAAAAUCGAAACCGUAAGAUCACACCAUUAGAUUCAGGAAAAUUUUACUACAUGAACUAUCAUUUCAUAACUUUUGUGCAGAUAUAACAGUACACAUUCGAUAAAAUCACUGAAAAUUUUGAAACGAUGAAACGUGGAAUACAUAUUCAAUCUGUGAAGCUAGCAGAAUGUUUUAGUUUGUAGUUGUUAAUUUAAGGAACUCACAAAGAUGGAAACUCAACAAAAAAAUAAAACAAAUUUCAUCUCAUA